AUGAGCCACGAGCCACGAGCCAUGGCGGACGAUGGAAUGCUUCUGAACUUCUCCACCACUGAGGCUGCCCCAAUCUAUCAAUAUCAGCCCAAAUUCAGAGGAGGGUCAUGGAAGGAGCGCUUGCUCGUUCAGCGAGUGGCACGAUACCGACAGAAGCGCAAGACUUCUGAGCAGAGUACGCCAGCUGCCCGCAAGGGAGAAGACAAUGAACGGCAGAAUAACCCUUUACCGCCACAGAAGGAAUCCGAAUAUUCCCAAAGCCGACCAGUAAAGCGACGACGAGAAAAUGGAGACUUCACCCCCGUCUCAAGCGAAACUACUGUCAACAGACACACCAGUGCUGUCCAAGACCGCUCGGUGUCGCGCAAACCAUCCCAGUCUCGCGAGGUGAUUUCGUCGUUGUUCUCCUACAAUCCCAAGUCGGCCACUGCACCUGAGCAGCCCUUGGAGCCUAUAAAUGACAUUCCGACACAACCCUCGAAUGCGCCAUUAGUUGAUGGUGCCGACACAUUCACCUCCUUGGGGCUCUCUAAUGUCCUGGCCAAUCACCUCAUCACCAAAAUGCAGCUGAAGAAGCCUACCGCCAUACAGAAAAGCUCGGUAAUACAGUUGCUGCAGGAAGACUCGGACGCAUUCAUACAGUCCGAAACGGGUUCUGGCAAGACCCUUGCAUAUCUGCUUCCCUUGGUCCAGAGGAUGAUGUCUCUUUCGGCUUCGAAGACUGGAGUUGAGAAACAGGUCAACGGGAAUGGCGCAGUACACCGUGAUUCUGGACUCUUUGCUAUCAUCCUUGCGCCGACCAGGGAAUUGUGCAAGCAGAUCUCGGUUGUGCUCGAACGGCUGUUAGGAUGCGCACAUUGGCUUGUUGCAGGAGCCGUCAUUGGAGGUGAAAAGAAGAAAUCCGAGAAGGCCCGACUACGCAAAGGAUUAAACAUUCUUCUUGCUACGCCCGGUCGAUUGGCUGAUCACCUGGAAAAUACAAAGGUGCUUGACGUCAGCAAUGUACGAUGGUUGGUGCUGGACGAGGGAGACAGGUUGGUCGAUCUAGGGUUCGAGGAGGAGAUUCAGAAGAUUGUCAAGAAACUGGAUGAGGGGCGGAGAGACAGCAACAUUGUUGGGCUACCACGGAAACGUACAACUGUGCUCUGCUCAGCAACAAUGAAGAUGAAUGUCCAGCGUCUGGGAGAAAUCAGUCUCAAAGAUGCUGCACUGAUCAAGCCAGAUGUAGACUCAGACGACAAAAGCCCCGAGUCUGCCACGAGGCCGCAAUCAACGUUCUACGCACCAGCUCAACUGAAACAAUCAUACACCGUCGUCGCCGCCAAACUCCGUCUGGUCACCCUGACGGCUCUUCUCAAACGCACCUUUGCCCGGAAAGGUUCCGUCAUGAAGGCAAUUGUAUUCCUCUCCUGCGCCGACUCUGUCGACUUCCACUACGAUGUCUUCACCCGCCCGCUUGCCCAAGAGCAGGAUGACACAUCCACCCAGGGUCCUUCUCUACCCUCAACACUUCCCAACUCCGAGAUCCCUUACGCCGUUUCUCCCCACCUAUCUCCCUCAACCUCAACCACGAAACCCACCCAACCUCUAACCAUCUUCAAACUCCACGGCUCCCUCCCCCAACAAGCCCGCACCACCAUCCUCCGUACCUUCACCGCCUCCACAACACCGUCCCUCCUUCUCGCCACCGACGUCGCCUCCCGGGGCCUCGACCUGCCCAACCUAGACCUAGUCAUCGAAUACGACCCUCCCUUCAGCUCAGACGACCACCUCCACCGCAUUGGUCGAACCGCGCGUCUCGGCCGCGACGGCCGCGCCGUUAUAUUCCUCCUGCCCGGCAGCGAGGAAGGGUACGUCUCCAUCCUCCGAAGCGCAUAUCAUCCUUCUACCUCUCUCGACGGCGUAAAUCUAAACGCCAAUGUGACGCACACGCCCUGCAAUGAGAUCUUGAAACGCGGCUUCUCCCCUACAGGCGGCAUCAUCGGCACCAGUUCCAACAAACCCUCCAAGACCGCCCCAAGUCCUUCUGUCCUCGAUUCCGACCUUACGAAAGACUUGGCGAACUGGGAAGCCCAAGCAACAGCCCACCAGCUCGACGUCGAGCGCUGGGUUCUCGCUUCGCCGCAUAACACGGACAAGGCGCGCAAGGCGUUCCAGAGCCACGUCAGGGCCUACGCUACGCAUGUUCAGGCCGAGAGGAAGUAUUUCGACAUCAAGGAGCUGCAUCUGGGUCAUUUGGCUAAGGCGUUUGGAUUGAGAGAGGCGCCUGGGAGUCUGAAUGUUCAGGGGAUGAGGGGGAAGAAGAUGAGACGAGGUGGUAACGAGAUGCAGGGCGGCGGGAGGGGUAUCAGGGAUGGUGGUGGUGGUGGUGGAGGGGAGGGGAAAGUGGGGGAGGUGGAUGAGGCGGCGCAGAAGAUGAGGAGGAAGAUGAGGGAGAUGGGCAGAUUGGGUGCGGUGGGUGGAGCCGGGGAGUUUAACAUUGCUUGA
Molecule: messenger RNA, 2487 nt
Organism: Endocarpon pusillum Z07020
Lineage: Eukaryota; Fungi; Ascomycota; Eurotiomycetes; Verrucariales; Verrucariaceae
Exons: 1
Coding region: 1-2487 (828 amino acids)
Biological process (GO): ribosome biogenesis
Cellular component (GO): nucleus
Molecular function (GO): ATP binding; nucleic acid binding
Source: RefSeq, a predicted model, not a curated record